AUGUUGGCAGAUGAAAGGACAGAUAUCGAGGAAGGAGAGCUACUGGAAAGUUGGGCCCAUUUUGAGUCCAUGCUCAAAGAGCACUUCCAAGAUACAUUCAAAGAAGAAAGAGCCAAGUACGAGAUAAUGUACUUGACACAAGGAACUCUCACAGCACAAGAGUAUUUUGUUAAAUUCAAAGCAACACGAAGACGUGCAGGAUACAAUAUAAAAAGGAAUGAACAAUUCCUAAUUACGUUAAUCAGAAACAAUAUCAACGGACCCCUGAUAAAACAAAUCAUUUACUCAGGGAACAUCCCGAAAACAUAUGUCAAAUAG
Molecule: messenger RNA, 318 nt
Organism: Serpula lacrymans var. lacrymans S7.9
Lineage: Eukaryota; Fungi; Basidiomycota; Agaricomycetes; Boletales; Serpulaceae
Exons: 1
Coding region: 1-318 (105 amino acids)
Source: RefSeq, a predicted model, not a curated record